CAUUGAAACUCUCUCUCUAAAAGGGCAACGCGUUAGCCUUCUUUUCCUUUUGGUUUUGUAAUUUCACUCUCUCUCUUUCUGGAAGGAUCACUUUCUCUGUGAAAAAAGGAUCUUUCUUGCUCUCCUGGGGAAACUCUCUCUCUGUAAAGCUUCGCUUUCCUCAUCUUUGGCAACGAUUUUCUUGUUGGGUAUCAUUAAAUACUGCUGCAAUGUCCUUUUCCAUGUGUACAGUUCCUCUUCUCGUUUAUCCCUGUGGCUAACGAGGGCACAAAUCUCUUUUUAUUCGAUCGUAGAGGAGAGAACCACCGUUCGGAAAGAGAUUUAUCCCUGUGGCCAAAGAGGGCAGAAAUCUCUGUUCGGAAACCAACCUGCAACUCUGUUUCUCGAUAUCUUUCUCUCUCUAAGUCAAGAACCAAGUUAUCCUAAAGUUUUAAGCGAGUUCUGUUCACAAACGUGGUUUCCACCUUCCCCAACUGCAUUGCCUGCCACCUUUCAGGUUUUUCCGGUGAGAAAACAUGCCGGAAAUGGGUAUUUUCCGGCUUCUGAUAUGGGUUUUCAUGGUUGGUUAUGUGGGGUGUAUGAUAGACGGAAUAGGAGUAAAUUGGGGUACAAUGGCGAUUCGCCGCCUUCCUCCUGAUACAGUUGUUCAGCUCCUUAAAGACAAUGGAUUUCAAAAGGUGAAGCUUUUUGAUGCGGAUCAAAGCACCAUGAGCUCCCUUGCUGGUAGUGGUAUUGAGGUCAUGGUUGCGAUCCCGAAUAAUCAGCUUGAAGCCAUGAAUGAUUAUGAAACAGCAAAGAGAUGGGUUGACAGAAACAUUACUCUAUACAACUUCGAUGGGGGAGUAAACAUCAAGUAUGUAGCAGUCGGAAAUGAGCCUUUUCUCAAGUCUUAUAAUGGGUCCUUCUUGAACACUACUUUCCCUGCUCUUCAGAAUAUUCAAAAUGCUCUCAAUGAAGCAGGAGCUGGGGACACGAUAAAGGCCACUGUGCCCUUAAACGCUGAUGUGUAUGACUCCCCUAAGGAUAACAGUGUCCCCUCAGCUGGCCGAUUCAGAUCAGAUAUUAAUGACCUCAUGGUUCAAAUUGUUCAGUUCCUCAACAAUAGCAAUGCUCCUUUCACUGUCAACAUAUACCCAUACCUCAGCUUAUAUGGGAACACUGGCUUCCCGAUUGAUUAUGCCUUCUUCGAUGGAACUAGCAAACCCGUUGACGAUAAUGGGGUCAUGUACGAUAAUGUAUUUGAUGCCAAUUUUGACACAUUGGUUUCAUCCUUAAGAGCAGCUGGGUUCCCAGACCUCCCAAUACUGAUUGGAGAAGUGGGUUGGCCAACAGAUGGGGAUAUGUUUGCUACCUCUCUUUAUGCCCAGCGAUUUUAUAACGGGCUGUUAAAAAGAUUAGCCCAAAACAAAGGGUCCCCAUUAAGGCCUGGCCACUUAGUUGUAUACUUGUUUGGCCUCAUAGAUGAAGAUGCAAAGAGCAUAGCCCCAGGUAACUUUGAGCGCCACUGGGGAAUAUUUUCGUAUGAUGGACAGCCCAAGUUCCCAAUGGACCUCUCAGGCCAGGGACAAAGCAGUCUCCCUAUAGGGGCCAAUAAUGUGAAGUAUUUGCCUGCACAAUGGUGUGUGCUUAAUACAAAUGCUAAGGAUAUGAGCACUUUGCCUGAUAAUAUAAACUAUGCAUGUACCUACUCAGAUUGCACUUCUCUUGGUUAUGGCUCUACUUGCAAUAAACUUGAUGCUCAAGGGAAUGCCUCUUAUGCUUUCAAUAUGUAUUACCAAGUACAAGGCCAUAAGGAUGAGAGUUGUGAUUUUGGAGGGCUGGCUGUCGUGACCACACAAAAUGCAUCGCAAGAUCCAUGUAAGUUCCCGAUACAAAUCGAGGUUUCUUCAAGUGGGGUAUUGAUUUUGUCCAUGAGAGCAGUCAUGGUGGCUUUGCUUUUUUUCAUUUUUUUCUCCUUGUAAUUUUCUUCUGUCUAUUCUCUUAAUUUAUUUUUGUAGAGAUAUCUCUGUAUCAUUUAUUGGUUUUGUACUCUUUUCAUCUUGAAUUGACUUGAGCCAAUGUAAUAUUUGGGUUAUAUUAUUUAUAAAAAUUAUUGUGCUUGAGUCAUUGACAGA
This is a messenger RNA of Amborella trichopoda, 2114 nucleotides long. RefSeq names its product glucan endo-1,3-beta-glucosidase 8. Gene Ontology annotation, biological process: carbohydrate metabolic process. Gene Ontology annotation, molecular function: hydrolase activity, hydrolyzing O-glycosyl compounds. Lineage: Eukaryota; Viridiplantae; Streptophyta; Magnoliopsida; Amborellales; Amborellaceae. The record is from RefSeq and is a predicted model, not a curated record.